Xyrauchen texanus (razorback sucker) is the source of this 3450-nucleotide messenger RNA. RefSeq names its product angiopoietin-related protein 2-like. The record is from RefSeq and is a predicted model, not a curated record. Lineage: Eukaryota; Metazoa; Chordata; Actinopteri; Cypriniformes; Catostomidae. Bases 423 to 2021 code for a protein of 532 amino acids. The transcript has 5 exons.
UGCUGAGAGAAACAGAGAGGGAAAGAGUGAGACAGAGAGCAGAACAUCUCUUGUCUGCAGUAUGACUAGGAAGUUAAGGAUGUCCCUCUCUAAAUCACUGCGACUUUAAUUGAACUGUUAAGACACUUGCAGAUGUCCAUGUCAAUACAUGCUUGAGACACAGACCAAACAGCACUUCCACUAGAAUUUAGGACAUGCAACUGUCACCCAACUAAGGACGUAGUAUGACAGCAAACGGAGACGGCUAACAAGAGAAGAGGGACAAAAUUGGACAGAAAGGACAUUAGUGGAUUGGUGAUGACUUCUCCAGGGACGACUGCAUUCAACGUGUCUGGCGUGGAAUUUAAAGGAUAAACCAGAGGAGUGAAGGAGACAAGGAACGUCAGGAACGUUAACACAGUGUCCAGAUAGCUAUCCUCACCAUGAAAUACUUAUUCCUGGCGCUGCUUACUUUCACCCUAUCCGGACCUGACUCGACCUUGCUUGGGUUCGCUCAGGAGUUUGAAAGCCGAGAUGACAUACUUGAAAAAGAGUUCCUAUAUGCCGGUCGAUCCAAACGCUCUGCUGACUCUGCCAGCACGGCCCAAGUGGACAAAUGUUCCUACACCUUCAUUGUGCCUCAGCAGAAGACCACCGGGGCCAUUUGCGUGAACUCUAAAGAGCCAGAAGCCCUGCUGGAGAACCGUGUGAACAAACAGGAACUGGAACUCUUGAACGGAGAGCUUCACAAACAGCGGCGACAGAUCGAGUCGCUCCAACAGCUCGUGGAGGUGGACGGUGGCAUGGUGAACGAAGUCAAGCUCCUUCGCAAGGAGUCACGCAACAUGAACUCUCGAGUGACGCAACUGUACAUGCAGCUGUUACAUGAGAUCAUCCGCAAGAGGGACAAUGCGCUUGAGGUCUCGCAGUUGGAGAACCGCGUACUAAACCACACAUCAGAGAUGCAGCAGCUAACUGCACGCUAUCGGGACUUGGAGCACAAGUACCAACACUUGUCAUCUCUUGCGAGCAACCAGAGUGCCCUUAUAGUACAGCUAGAGGAGCACUGUCGAAGAGGAGGCUUUCUUGGUGGUGGUGGUGGAGGUGUUGGUGGUGGAGGUGGAGGGGUUGUCCGACAGGCACGGCCCUACCAGCCUCCUGCAAUCCCAGCGCAACCACCCCGGCCCCCCCAACAUCGCCAGCCACCUCUACCCCCUGUUCCUCAUGCCCCAGCCAGACCUUUCCACCCCCCAACCUACACCCGCCACAACCAAAUCACCAACGAAAUCCAGAGUGACCAGAAUGCCAAAGCGAUCCCACCAACUUUACCAACCAUGCCUUCUGGGCCCUACAGUUUCUCAACAGAUAAGCCCUCAGGGCCAUUCAAAGACUGCUUGAAGGCUCUGGAGGAAGGGCAUACCAACAGCGGAAUGUAUUUAGUGAAGCCGGAAAAUACCAACAAACUGAUGCAGGUCUGGUGUGACCAGAGACAUGACCCUGGCGGCUGGACCGUCAUCCAAAGACGCAUGGACGGAUCGGUCAACUUCUUCAGGAACUGGGAGACAUAUAAGCAAGGAUUUGGGAACAUCGAUGGUGAAUACUGGCUUGGUUUGGAGAACAUCUACUGGAUGACCAACCAAGACAACUAUAAGCUGCUGGUGACUCUUGAGGACUGGUCAGGCAGGAAGACGUUUGCGGAAUACGCCAGUUUCCGAAUAGAACCAGAGGCGGACUUCUACAAACUGAGGGUGGGCCGUUACAAUGGCAACGCUGGAGAUUCGCUUACCUGGCACAAUGGAAAGCAGUUUACCACCCUGGACAGAGAUCAUGAUGUGUACACAGGAAAUUGUGCCCACUAUCAGAAGGGUGGUUGGUGGUACAACGCUUGCGCCCACUCUAACCUAAACGGCGUAUGGUACCGCGGUGGUCAUUACCGCAGUCGCUACCAGGACGGAGUUUACUGGGCAGAAUUCCGUGGUGGCUCGUAUUCCUUGAAGAAGGUCACGAUGAUGAUCCGACCAAAUCCCAACACUUUCCAUUAGAACAUCAUGCGGAGAAAGAACUCAAGUCGAACAUGACACAACUCACAAACUGUUGUAAAAAGUGCAAUUUCUCAGUCUUAUGAUUGUUAAUGUUUCGUUUAUGGUUGAUUGUUUACUUUGUUUAUCAGUCUUAUGAAUUCAUAUUAUGCAGUCAUACAUAUCUAAAUCCAAAACUAGGAAAGUGCAAUGACUUUUCAUUGGAGGAGACACAACCCGUCAUCAAAAGACAGCUCCCCAUCGAGCAAAUCGAAUCGUAAAUCUUCAGUCGGAAAAACCUGGCAAUGCAGGUUACACAAUAUGGUGACGUGCACAAGAAGCGACAACUGUAUCUUCUGUCACACCAGGAUCUCCGAUGGACGAUAAACAACAGUGUUGUGUGUGAAACAUCAUUACAUAUUAUGAUGGUAAACAUUGAAAAUGGGAAUACAAUGUAAAGUACUGUAAAGUUAUGUGACCUAUGCAAUCUCUAAGGGAUAGUUCACCGAAAAGUGAGAUAUGCAAUGACAGAAUUAAAAAAAAAAAAUAAUAAUAAUAAGUUCGGUGGUGGGGGGUAAACUAUCCCUUUAAAGAGCAUUUACACAGACAGCAGUUUGCAGUGACAAUGCAACCAGGAAUCCUUAAUUCACAGUAAGAAGUACUGAUUUGAGGUUGCAUAUGAUUUGACGCCAAGUAACUCUACAGUGACACAAAGUAGCACGACCAAUGGAUAUUUUAAGCAUAAAAGUUCAAAAGAUUUGGUCAGAUUUCAAUCAUUUCAUUUCACUUCUUAAAUAAAUGUAUAUUGUUUAAAGGAUAUUUACAGGUAGAUAUUUUUUACUGUAAAACAAAUCAAAUGGAAAAAGUAAGAAAUUUUAUUUUAUAGUGUAGCCUCGUUUUUUUAAUUUCAAGUCUAAUCUUGAAGAAACUAACUUUUUGUUUUGUUUCGUUUACAUUAUAACUUCUUAGAGCACAAUCUGAUAUUUAGCAGGGCCCUGCAAAGUGAACUAUACAGGGUGGUUAGAUUCCAAAUUAUAGGGAGAUACUAUUCUGUAUAUGCUCCGUAAAAGUGCAUUGCAAACAACACAGGGAAGAAGUUUACAGUACACCGAUAUAUCACUGCACAGGAAGUGGAUAGGGAAGUGUUCUCAUUCAUUAUUGCAUACCACCUCAGAACUACAUGUCUAUAAGCAUUUGUUUACAUUCUAGGCUAGUGAAUUGGUUGACUGAGCAGGCAUUUAAUCACAAAUGCAAAGCAUUUGCAACAUCAAGUGGAAAACAUGUUUGUCUUGUUUUCUAUUGUCUACAUGACUGGUUUAGUGCAACAGUUGUUAAACAUUAUUAUUUUUUUAUUCGAUUUGUAACAGAGAAAUAAAGAGUGAGAGUGUUUUGUAAUGCAAAGCAUAAAUGUACUGUGUAAUUCCAGAAUCUUCCAAUAAAUUAUGUACAGAUA